AUGAUAAAAGAGUUCGAAAAUGAAAAGUGGAAGACCCAGGUUAUGGAGGAAGAAGGCCGGGUUCUGAAGGGCUUGAUCUCACAAUUAGGAGGAGAGAGAGCCUUGUAUAAUGAACAAUUAAACGAAAGAGUCUUAGAACUGUCUUUAGUAAAGGAAGAGUUGGAAAUUGAAAAGAGGAAGACCCAGGAAAACCACUUGGAAAAAAAUUCACUGAAAACAUCUUUGCAGAAUGCUCUCCAUCAUGGGAACGAGAUGGAGAACUUGUUAAAAGAAGAAAAGAAGAGAGGACAGGAGAUGGAGACUUCCUUGAGAAUCUUAAAGGUCGAGCUUGACAACAGGGCCCUCCAAAUACAAAACUUCUUAAACGAGGAAAGAAAAUUGGUAUGUGAAAAAGAAGAACUAGAAGAAAAACUAGGAGUCGCUCUCAAUCACGGCAAGGAACUGGAGAGCUUACGAGAGGAAGCAGAACUGAGGGCGAGAAAAAUUACAAAAGAUUUCGAGGAUGAUGUCCAGAAAAGGGAGACACAAAUCCGCGAAAUGAGUCUGUAUUAUCAGGAGACUCUGAAGCAGAAGGACGGCGAAUUGGAGAAGCUGAGGGAAGAUGAUGAAGACCUGAGAAAAGAAUGUGAAAAGUUGAAAGAAAACUGGAGGAUACAAGAGGAAAAUAUGAUCAAGGAAAAGCAAGUUUACAGGGAGCGCCAAAGAAGACAGGAAGAGGUUUUGAGGAAACAAGAUAAAUACAUGUUAAUGACGCUUCUCCAUGGGACAGCUCAGAGGAACUUCACUCUGGAGCACAUUGCACUGCAGCAUGGAAAUGAAAAGAAGCAAGAUGAAGGGAAAGAGGAGUUCCUGCAGAUGAGAAAGGAGGAACAGUACAGGAAAUACUGCGAUGCCCAACUUGAGAGGAGCAACUAUGGGAAGCAGUGGGAGGUCCUAACUCAGACACUGACGGACCUCAUCCACGAAGACGAGAGAAAUCCAGAAGCCACAAAAGAUGAACAAAAAUGUGGGGAGGCGAUUGCCCAGGAUGCCAUAUUGGAGAGGUGA
This is a messenger RNA of Macrobrachium nipponense, 1047 nucleotides long. RefSeq names its product trichohyalin-like. Bases 1 to 1047 code for a protein of 348 amino acids. NCBI's taxonomy places the organism in Eukaryota, Metazoa, Arthropoda, Malacostraca, Decapoda, Palaemonidae. The transcript has a single exon. The record is from RefSeq and is a predicted model, not a curated record.